AUGAGCAAGUUAAUUUUAGUUUCACUUACAUUGGUUUGGUGUUUAUGGGGGAUUGUUGAGGGUUUCACAUAUGAUGACAAAGAGGUUGAAACAGAGGAGGGAAAAUCGGCGAUGUUUGAAAGGUGGAGGAGUCACCACAAUAUGCAGGCUAUGCGGGACAAAGACAAAAAAAAGCAGUACGAAGCGUUCAAGGCUAACCUGGAAAUUGUUCACUCGACAAACAAGGCGAAGAAGUCAUAUAAGUUACAGAUGAACAAGUUUGCCGGGAUGACUAACGCCGAGUUUAAGAGCAAGCAUACUGGAUUGAAGGCUGCUCCGAAGAUCCGGCCAGGAAAAAAGUUUGUCUCCGAGGCCGAGUGGCCUUCCAAUUUCAAGUAUCGUAAUUUCACUGAUAUCCCUCCCUCUGUUGACUGGACAGCCCAAGGUGCCGUCACCCCUGUCAAGGAUCAAGGACAAUGUGGUACGUAA
This is a messenger RNA of Lactuca sativa (garden lettuce), 468 nucleotides long. Its product is annotated as vignain. Gene Ontology annotation, molecular function: cysteine-type peptidase activity. Gene Ontology annotation, biological process: proteolysis. Lineage: Eukaryota; Viridiplantae; Streptophyta; Magnoliopsida; Asterales; Asteraceae. The record is from RefSeq and is a predicted model, not a curated record.